Molecule: messenger RNA, 7681 nt
Organism: Phragmites australis (common reed)
Lineage: Eukaryota; Viridiplantae; Streptophyta; Magnoliopsida; Poales; Poaceae
Product: putative disease resistance protein RGA3
Exons: 14
Coding region: 101-4600 (1499 amino acids)
Biological process (GO): defense response to other organism
Molecular function (GO): ADP binding; ATP hydrolysis activity
Source: RefSeq, a predicted model, not a curated record
CCUGCUUUCUCGCUGCCUGCUCAUCUGCCACAGCCUUCCAGAUCUCGACGUCUGCGCCGGCGCCCUCUCGCACUCACCUCCCUGUUUGGACGUGAAUAGGAUGGACGUGGCCGUAAGCGCGGUGAGCUGGGUGGUGCGCAAGGCGCUGGCCCCUGUGGCGGACGGCUUCCUGGAGGCGUGGGCGGCCAGCGAAGGGCUCGGCCCCAACAUCGACGCCCUCAAGAUGCAGCUGCUCUAUGCUCAGGCCAUGCUCAACAACACCCGCGGCAGGGAGAUCGACAACCCGUCCCUCAACGAGCUGCUGCACAAGCUGCGGGGGCUGGCGUACGACGCCGACGACGUGCUCGACGAGCUCGAGUACUUCCGCAUCCAGGACGCCCUCCACGGCACCUACCACGCCGCCGCAGAUGUGCAUGCCGGCGGCGGGUGCAUCCAUGGCCUCGUCCUCAAUACCCGCCACACUGCCAGAUCCGUUGCCAGUAAGCUCAAGCUCUCUCUGACCACAGCUGAUGCUCACUCUGGCAUGUGGGACGAUCCUGACAUGCCAGGAAACGGACUGCGUUUUCACUGUUGUGCCAGGCUAUCCAAGGUACAACUGAAAAAACAUGACGUACAAAUACCAAAAUUGCUGUUUGAUAGGGUGGAAAUAUCUAGAAAGAUGAAGGAUAUCGUAGAGCAGCUGAAGCCCAUUUGUGGUAUGGUCUCCACCAUUCUUAAUCUAGAGCUCAUUGGCUCUAACCGUACCACCAAAGACAUUGCUGCGAACAGACCCAAAACCACCCCAGAAAUUAUAGAACCUAAAUUAUAUGGGAGGGAUGACGAGGUAAAGAGAAUCGUGGAUAGCAUUACUCGUGGUGAAUAUUUUGCCAAUAAGCUUACUGUUCUUCCUAUUGUUGGACCUGGGGGCAUUGGGAAGACUGCUUUCGCACAAAAGAUAUAUCAAGAAGUCAAGAGCCAUUUUCAGGUCCCAAUCUGGAUAUGCGUCUCUCAAAAUUUCAAUGCAAAUAGGUUGGCACAUGAUAUUGUGAACAUGAUUCCCCCAGUUGAUGGUGAAAACAAAAAUGCUAGAGAAGAAGAGAUAAUUGAACAGAGAUUAAAAUCAAAACGGUUCUUGCUCAUCUUGGAUGAUAUUUGGACAUGUCAAGAGGAUGAGUGGAAAAAACUGUUAACACCAUAUAGUAAAAUGGGAGGAAAAGGUAAUAUGGUUAUAGUCACUACCCGGUUUCCUGAGGUGGCAAAAAUGGUUAGAACGGAUGAUUGUUUUGUGGAACUGGGAAGUUUAGGGCCUGAAGAUUUUAUGAGUUUCUUUGGAGCAUGUGUAUUUGGUCACGAGCAGUUAUGGAGUGGUCAUGAUGAAUUCUUAGAUGUUGGGAGAGAAAUAGUGAAACAUUUGAAGGGUUCACCUCUUGCAGCAAAAACCGUAGGCAGAUUACUAAGAAACCAACCUACUUUAGAACAUUGGAGAAGAGUUCUGCGAAGCAAAGAAUGGGAACUACAAACCAGCGACAAUGACAUUAUGCCGGCACUAAAGCUUAGCUAUCAUUAUCUUCCUUUCCAUCUGCAACAAUGUUUUUCCUAUUGUGCUCUGUUUCCUGAAGAUCAUGAAUUUGAUAGCAAUGAGUUAAUCCACUUAUGGAUAGGACUAGAUAUUCUGCAUUCACUUAAUCGGAACAAAGGAAUUGAAGAUGUUGGACAUAGCUAUUUAGAUGACUUGGUUAAAUUUGCAUUUCUCAAAAAGAAUGAAAGAGACAAUGGCCGUCCUUAUUAUGUUGUCCAUGACCUACUACAUGAACUGGCAGCAAAGGUUUCAUCAUACGAAUGUCUUAGCAUAUGUAGUUCCAAUAUCAGAUCAAUACAAAUCCCCCCAUCAGUACGUCACUUGUCUAUCAUUGUAGAUGACGAAGAUGUCAAGGAUAGAGUGACUUUUGAAGAUUACAAGAAGGAAUUAAGUGCAUUAGACAAAACAUUGAAAGUUGAAAAUCUACGUACUGUGAUGUUGUUUGGGGAACACCAUGGAUGGUUUGUCAAGACAUUUGGUGAUUUGUUUAGAGAGGCUAGAGCCCUUCGCACAAUUUUUUGUUAUGAAGCAUCCUAUAAUGUCGAGGAUUUGUUGCCAAACUUCUCAGAAUUUGUCCAUCUUCGCCACUUACGGAUUAAGAAAGGCAUUUUUGGGAGAAUAAAUCUUCCCAACACUACUUCAAGAUUAUAUCAGUUGAGGAUCCUAGAUCUAGAACGAUGCAAUAGUUUCUCUAGUUUACCCAGAGACAUAAGCAACCUCAUAAAUUUGCAUCAUUUUCUUGUCUCAAAUGAUGGGCUUCACUCUAAAAUUUUUGAAGUGGGAAAACUAAAACACUUGAAGGAGUUAAGUAGAUUUGAAGUCAAAAUGGAAAAUAAUGGUUUUGAAUUGAAGCAAUUAGGGCAACUACUAGAGCUCCAAGUACUGGGCAUCUAUAAUCUGGAAAAAGUUAAAGUAAAAGAAGAAGCAGAUGAAGCAAAACUAAUACAAAAGGACUGUUUAAGAGAGUUAACAUUGGAUUGGGAUCUUAACCGGACAGCGCAGCCUACAGUACUGGAAGAGAAUGUCCUUGAACGUCUUAAACCACAUAGCAAUCUUCAGAAGCUAUGCAUCAGAGGGCAUCGAGGACUUAAAUGCCCGACGUGGCUAGGCGUGAAUCUCUCUGUUCAAAAUUUAGAACAUCUUCAUCUUGAUCAUGUAGCAUGGCAAAAGCUUCCACCUUUGGGGGAUCUAAGGAUGGUUAAUGAGCAUGGUGAAGGUCUCCUGAGCCAUAGCUUUAAGAACUUGAAAAGUGUGGAACUUGUUAAUAUGAAAAACUUGGAAAAAUGGGUUGAAAAUUACCCAUGUCAUUUGUUUUCUCAGUUGGAAGUACUUGUCAUUAGAGAUUGCGACAAACUAUUGGAGUUGCCUUUUUCACAUCGUACUUGCUGUCAACCCGACCAAGUGACGAACCUGACUUGGUUUCGUAGACUACGGAACCUCCAGAUUAAAAACUGUCCAAAACUAUUGUACGUGACACCUUUUCCUUGGAUAACCACCGCUCUGCGCAAUGCUUACAUACAAGGAGUUGGUUCAGGUUUUGCCGAGCUAUGGUAUAGAAAAGAUUUGAAAUCAGAAUAUUGUUCAUUGGAAAUUGUGGGUAAGGAUGCUCCGGAAAGCACAUUCUGGAAGGCUUUUGCCUUCUAUAAUCUAACUGAACUAAAAGAGUUGAAAACGAAUAAAUGCCCUGUUCUGGCGCCGGAUCACCUCCAAAUGCUAUCAUCUCUGCAGACACUCAGUAUAUGUAAUUCGAGUAAUACCUUUUUGGACGAAAGUGGCAGCCGUGGCAAUUACAAAUUUCCAGUUGAAAGCAUCACCAUCAGCCGCUGCGGUACUAGUGGGAAGGAACUGACACGGCUACUCUCUUACUUCCCGAAGCUCUCUAACCUAAAAAUAUCUUAUUGUCCGAAGAUAGCAGGACUGGGUGUAGUUGAGCAGCAGACGACGGCAACAACCGCAUCAUUACCAUCAUCCUCAGCUAAUAAUGUUGAAGGCGCACAUAUUGUACAUCUGCAGCAGCAGCAGGAGGAAGCAAAAGGAGAGGAGGAAAUAGCUGCAUCGGCUACAGAAGGGCUGCUUCUCUUGCCUCCCCAACUUCAAGAGUUGAAGAUAGCCUCCUGCAAGGAGCUGAGCCUCCACCCCAACGUCACAGAAGCAGGGGGAAUUGGAGGAGGGCUCCAAUGUCUGCGUUCCCUCCGAUCGUUGGAGAUUUGGGGUUGCCCAAAGUUGUUCUCCUCCUAUUCGUCGUCCCCAUCUUCUUGUUCCCCUUUCCCAUCCUCCCUGCAAAAGCUCAGUCUUUGGGAUGUGAAUGACACGGAGGAGACACUAGUGUCUCUCUCAAACCUUGCCUCCCUCACACGGUUAGACAUAAGAAGAUGUGGGGAUUUAAGAUGCGAGGGAUUAUGGUCUCUCCUCACACAAGGUCACCUCACCGAAUUAUCCGUGUUUGGUACCCACAACCUCUUUGUUGGUUCGGAGCCCUCACGGCUGCAUGAACAAGUGCUUCCUCCCCGUUCCUCCAGACUGCAGCACCUCGUGACAGAUGACGCCGCAGGAGUCCUUGCUGCGCCCAUCUGCAGCCUCCUCUCAUCGUCCCUCACCAGCUUAUACAUCCAAUCAGGCUACAAGGCGGAGCGCGUCAUCUUCACAAAGGAGCAAGAGGAGGCCCUUCAGCGUCUCACCUCACUCCAGGACCUCAAACUCUCCGGGCUGCAGUGCCUCGCCGCAGGCCUGCAUAGACCUGCCAACCUCAAGACAUUAGAGAUCUUCCAGUGUGCCAUCCGGUCACUGCCCAAGGAACGCCUCCCGAGUUCGCUGCAAGAAUUAAGAAUCAGGUACUGCCCGGCCAUCCGGUCGCUGCCCAAGGAAGGCCUCCCGAGUUCGCUGCAAGAAUUAACAAUCAGCAACUGCCCGGCCAUCCGGUCGCUGCCCAAGGUGGAACGCCUCCCGAGUUCACUGCGAGUAUUAGAUGUCCGCCGCGGCAGCGAUGAACUAAGGAGGCAGUGCCGCAAGUUAAAAGGAAUCAUUCCAAUAGUCAAAGCCUGACUGGCUAAUCCAAGGGCUCUUCAUGGAUUUUGUACGUUCUUCUAGCCUCUUGGCAUUCUCUAUAUGUCCAUGCACGGUUCUGAAUUGGCAAGCAUCAAGAUUCUAAGUUCGAAUCUUCAAUCGGUACAUAAAACUGACCAUAUGAUUUUCAAUCAAGACAAAGGUUGCUCUCUGAGGCAAUCCAGAUCAGCAAUAAGUCGUUUCAGUAUUCCCAUGUUUCUUGGAUCUGAUAAAAUUAUGUGGUGUCCUGAAGAACCUGAAACGCAUUACUAAGCUAAUGUUAGGAUCAUCUGAGAUUACUAGAGAUGAUUAUCGUUACUUCCAGACAAGGUAAGACCCACAUGCUAAAAAAAUGUACCUGUUUGUUUUUCCUGUGCACAUCUUAUCUGCCUUGCACAUGAUUUUGUGGGUAAACCCAUCUAGAAAGAUAAAAACAAUAUAUUAUGUAUCACUUCAGAAGAAGUUGAUAUGAAUUAUAAUUUUCAGAGGGCUUCCCAGAUUGCAAAUCCUGCUUCAACUAUUUCCAAAUUGCCUUAGAAAUGUUGAGUUUGGCCAGUCUAAGAGAAUGCUUCUCUGCUUAUCGAACCUGUUUCAAGUACAUGCCAGUUGCCUUGAGGACUUCGGACAGAGUGAUUUACAUUGUGCUUUUCUGCACUUGUCGACUUGCUUAAUAUGGAGUAUUAAACUUUAUGUCGAUAAUCUCUAUUGGAGCCUCAUAAGUAGCAUAAAAUAUUGCUCAUUAGACUUAAGGUACUGCUGCAGAAAAUAUUGCAUCAUUAUUAUUUUAGCUAUGAAAUUGUUUUAAGUUCUCAACUCUGAUAUUCUCCAUCUCUACUCAACAUAGGAAUAACUUGUUCUCACAUGGUGAUUUAUAUUAUGUUUUGCUGCAUUUCUCAAUUUGCUUGAACAAUGAAGUAUAAUGAGCCUUAUGUCUGUAUGUAUUGAUUAGUUAUUUUAGCCAUUCCUGUUUCGAUUGCAAAGAGCCAAGAGCUAGCGCUGAAUAUUUUUGUACUACUAUUUGUUUUCCAGAUAAUCUCCAUUGGAUCAUCUUAACUAACAACAUAGUACAAUGCUCGAAUCAGACUAUACAAAUGCAGGGUAGUGGCACUUUACAUUUUCCUCAUCUUGUGAACGUCAAGCCAUUUUUUACAAAUGCCCUAUUCCAAAACUGCUGCUUGACAUGAACACUUCUUAUUUCAAUCUACAGUACAUGGCUAGCUGUACAUUCGUCUAGGCUUGUUGAGUUCUUCCUCAGACCACACUGUUGCGCACAUGAGGAAGUUGAGUUGAAUCUUCCUGCUGUUAGAAAUCCUUCUCCAAAGGAAACUGUGAUAUGAUUAUCUUUUGUUUGUAUUUGUGAAAAAAUAAUGAUGUUUGAAUUGUCUGUUGUUUUGGACAUUCACAAUUAAGAUCGGAAAUUCAGAAGCAUACAUGUACAUUGAAGUUCCAUAUUUAUAAGAACUUUGGGCUGAAAGGUGCUAAAGUAAAUUCUUUUCCCUGGAAAAGUCAAAGUUGUAAUUGACAGCAAUGGCUUAAAGCAUACAUGUAAGUCUAUUCAACAAUCAAAGUUCAAUAUGAGUUAUGUCAUGAUAUAAGAUUACUAACAAGGAAUGCACUCUUUUGUUCUGACCAGAUAGCACUAGAUCAGAAUGUAACAUAUUCCAAUGAUUUGUAUUCUUCUCAACUGCGCAUGUGCACAUAUGGCUAUCCUGUGAUGGAAAUUUUUGUAGGUCAUCUCCUUUGCAGCCUCAUGUGGCCGUGUAACGUAUGUUGGCAAAAAUUGUGGUUGAUUCAGGCAAUAUUCUGCCACUGCAACAGUCAACAUGGAGAAAGUAUUGCUUAAUUUAUCAAAUUUCAUUUGCUCCAAGUACUCAUGUUAGAAAUAAUUCUUGAACUAUAUGAUGAUACAUUCUUGUGAGCGUUCAACUCUCAUUAGACCUUAAUUUAUUGGGCUAUUGCAUACAGCCCCCUGCACACGUUGUAUCUGCAGUAAGCCAAAAGGACCUUCAGACUUCAGUUUGUGCUGGUCUGCUUCUACAAAUUUUUUGGACAGCAUUACAUUUGUGAAGUGCUGAAACUUACAUCUUUCCUUUAUAUUUUUUUUUCCUGCUGAAAUAAUGCGGAAGACCUGCAUGUAUGGAAUUAUGCAAAUGUCGGUCACAGGCUCACAGCAGAUCAACGCUGAUGGUUUUAAUAAAAAUCGUGGGAAAAAAUACCCCAGGUUCUUUUUUUCUACUGUGUCUCAAGACUUAAGAAGAUGUUCAUUUUCUAAGCACCAAAGAUCACCUCCUUUGGAGUCUCAUGUGGCCAUAGAUGCACCUUCAUUUGUUCUACGUACUCAUCUGUAUCUGACGUCCUGCGUCUCUUCGCAAAAGGACUUGGCCGCAUCCUCUGCACACUUGCGCCCUACUCGUCCUAUGAUCCAUCCACCUGCUGAUUAUUCGAAGAUGUCCUCCUGUCCAAGUUGCCACGUUUUGCAGCUGAGAACCAAACGCUCCGAUCCUCUCAGACACUCAUCCUGAUUUAGAUAUGAGGAAUUACGUCCAGAGGUCUUGCCAAGAUCGAUCACAAUUAUCUUCACAAGAUAUCGCUUGUGCUUAUCUGGCUUGAAGUCGGUCAAGGUUUCUUACAUCUUUCAGAUCCUUACCUGGAACAACUAAGUUGAAGCAUCCAGAGAAAUUAAAGCAAGCAUGCUCAGUAAGAUCCAAACAGGGACGGCACUAACUGGAGCCAUCUUCGGAGCUCAAAGCAUGCUCUAUAGGUUAGGAAGGCAUUCACCGAUCUCCUGCAAUUUGAGAUGCAUCACAUCAAGUAACUGAGCAGUCUGCCUAUCAAUUCACAUGCCACUUGUCUGUGAGAUGGACGCGGCAAUCAGCAGCAUUUGGGAUUCUAAUUGCAUGGAUUCGACUGGUUUAGUGUGAAACUUAACCUCAGUUUCUUUCAAAGAUCUUAUGGGUUAGAUAUUAUACCUUAAAUUUUAGUCGAAUAAGUCCAACUGCGUCUAUAAAUAUAAGUUAACCCAUGUACUUGUACUUUGAAUCAUCGUAAUAUAGAUUUGUUUUCGGUGAUUUUUUACCUCUA